AUGCAGAACGAAGCCUGCCGCCACUGCAGGGCCAUGAGACUUGCUGUCACUGGAGCCAGCAAAAGUGAGAAACCAUCCUGGGAGCAAAUCAUGAGGGAGAUGGCAGCAUCUGUUGUUCCCUCUCUGGAAAAAAAAUUUCUUGGGUGUAUAAACCAUAAGAAAAUCCAGGCCACUAACAGAAACUGUGAAGUGACUGCUGAUGUGAGACAUGAUGUUUCGCUUGUAGAUGUUAUGUUUGUGGAUGGAGAGCGACUGAUAAUGAAGGGAGCCAACUUGACAACAAUAGAAAUGUUAACAGCAUUGGGGUCCAGGUGUAGUGCAAAAGACGUCAAGGAAGAACCGAAAAGCAAGAAGAAGAGUUCCUGA
This is a messenger RNA of Eurypyga helias (sunbittern), 366 nucleotides long. RefSeq names its product mitochondrial ribosomal protein L53 (gene MRPL53). The transcript has 3 exons. Gene Ontology annotation, cellular component: mitochondrial large ribosomal subunit. NCBI's taxonomy places the organism in Eukaryota, Metazoa, Chordata, Aves, Eurypygiformes, Eurypygidae. The record is from RefSeq and is a predicted model, not a curated record. Bases 1 to 366 code for a protein of 121 amino acids.